GGAACCGACUCUGUUAUUCCAUGGUGCUGAUGGCGAAGUACGACCUGAUUGCCCGAUAAGAACUAAAAAACACGUGCGGUGUCCGGGUGUACGCAAACUGAUGCAGGCAUAUAAGAAGCGACCCUACAUUGUUGUCGUGCCGGUGGACGAAUGGGGAACAUCUCAAACAGACGCAAGAUGUAUGUGCCGAUUCCAAAACCAACCCAAAUCGGCCAAAUUCAAGAUGUGUCGGUGCAUACCCAACGCCAUAACACUGCUGCCAACCAGAAUUGUGUCUAAGUUUGGCAAGACAGAUACAUCUACAUAUCGACAGUUACAACGCACAUUGAACGGAGCAUUUGAAAUAGAAGAGGAGCUAAUGUCAAGAGUAAAACCUUACUACAAAAAAUGGCAAUUAGACCUCGAAUGCACCGUGACUUGGCAUCGUGACGUCGUGGCUGCUAAGAACAUUCUACUGAAAGGACUAUGGACAUUGCUUUGGACUUCCAAUACCUGCUGCAAUCAACCGAUAUUGGAAUCAAAUCAACGCCGAUGCCGCCGUCUUCGACGACGAUAACGACGUGGACAUAUCCGAGCCCGAGUUCGAAUAGCAGCCAACUAAUCAUCACAAUACCAUACCAUAGAUGG
Molecule: messenger RNA, 627 nt
Organism: Contarinia nasturtii (swede midge)
Lineage: Eukaryota; Metazoa; Arthropoda; Insecta; Diptera; Cecidomyiidae
Exons: 2
Coding region: 101-556 (151 amino acids)
Source: RefSeq, a predicted model, not a curated record